Molecule: messenger RNA, 1897 nt
Organism: Anneissia japonica
Lineage: Eukaryota; Metazoa; Echinodermata; Crinoidea; Comatulida; Comatulidae
Product: phospholipid phosphatase 6-like
Exons: 3
Coding region: 133-819 (228 amino acids)
Molecular function (GO): sphingosine-1-phosphate phosphatase activity
Source: RefSeq, a predicted model, not a curated record
GAUCCUUCUCCGAUUGGCCAUCGAAUUUUGGCCAUCCUUUCCUGGUGGCGCUCUUUUGUAAACAAACAGAGAACACUUUCACUGAGCUGUCUGUGAUGUGAUUUUGAGGACUGGGCUACUCUGCAGUUUAUAAUGGCCAACAAAAAACACUCUGUUUCAAAGGAGAUGGCAAACGGUUGCAACACAGCAGAUGCACAGAAUCCGAGGACCAGUGGGCUCUUUUCUCAAUUCAUUUUGCUCGAUCAAAGGUGGACUAACAAGUGGGCCUUAUGCGCGUCUGAUAAGUCUCGUUAUGGUGUGUUUCGUCCAAUUAUGAAGCUUCUGGAGAUCAGUGGACAUGGUGUCCCAUGGAUUUCAAUACCGUUGCUUCUCUUUGUAGUAAGUACUGAUGACUAUGUACUUCAGAUGGUUACCAACCUUCUUCUAGCAAUGUUUUUUGAUCUGGCUGUUGUUGGAACUGUCAAAGGAAUCGUUCGUCGCCCUCGCCCGCCAGUAAAUGUAGAUGACAUGUUUCUCACAAUUGCUGUGGACAACUUCUCCUUUCCAUCUGGACACUGCACACGUGCUGGCAUGGUUACUUGGAUCUACAUUCUGACCCUUGACCCAGCAUGGUUACCAAGCCUAGCAGCCACUUCAUGGUCCUUGUGCAUCGCAUUGUCAAGGGUGAUUUUAGGACGCCAUCAUUUCAGUGAUGUUGCCUGUGGAUUGCUGAUUGGUUAUCUUCAAGCUCUUGUUGUCUGCUAUUUCUGGUUACCCAUAGAAACAUGCCAAAAUAUUAGACAAGUUAUUUUCUAUAAAAGUGCAAUAGAUGAAUUAUGAUAAUAAUAAUAUUAUGAAUUUGAAAUUCUUUUAUGUAUUAUAUUUUAAUUAUGUUGAUCAUAAUUAGGUGCGGAUCCAGAUUUUCACACUGUUUGCCGAGGUGAAGUUCAGGGCGAAAGGUAGAAGUUGAUAAAAUUGGCCUAAAAUAACUGCAACGCUGGAUGAUCAUGUGAGUUCUGUGCGAUAGUAAGUUUGAGCACUGUAUCCGCACCUGAUGAUACGUACAUACUUAGAAUACAGUAGUAUACUGAAAUAAUUAUUGUCUCCUAUGCAAUGAUAAAAUGUGUUUGUGUAAAAGUCUUUAUUGUCUUUAGUGUUCUCCAGAUCUAGAACCAUUUGACCAAUUUGGAAAUUACAAUUAUUUAAUAAUAAUGGCACAUUAUCAAUAUUUUAAUGAUCAAAGUGUUUGUGUAAAAGUCUUUAUUGUCUUUAGUGUUCUCCAGAUCUAGAACCAUUUGACCAAUUUGGAAAUUACAAUUAUUUAAUAAUAAUGGCACAUUAUCAAUAUUUUAAUGAUCAAAGUAUGACAACCAUGGUGAUGAUAUUAUCUUAUCUUGUAAAAAUUCUUUUAUAAUGGAACUGCCAAAAUCACAGUGAAGAUAGCUAAGAAAAUAUGGGCUUCUGCUGGAAUCAAACCGAGACAUUUAGGACUAUUUUUGGUACUCUGCCAUCCGGUCCACUCUAAAUGGCAGUAUAGUAGUAGUGUACCUUGCCCAAAUGUCCUUGUAAAGUGUUAUGAAAAGGAUGUGGUUAGAUUAGGGAUUUUUUCUUUUUAAUUAAAUUCAAAGGUAUUUACUGUUCCAUUGACUGUAUCAGAUGAAAAAUAACAAAGUAAAUAUUACAGAACCCCAAAUUGUCUAAUUUUAAUGUUAGCAUUGAAGUGCAUCAUCACUAUAAAUUAGAGUAGGUGUUCUAGCGGCCAAUAUUUCAAAGCCUUAAUAUUACUUAAUAAUAACUUAAUAUAAUUUAUUAUAAUUACUAAAUUAAGAUUAUGAAUAUUGUAAUACUACAUCACCUGGAGAAGCUAAUGGUAGAAAUUUAAGCUUGUGGAAUAAAAUAUGCUGUACCAGUAAUUUAA